AUGGGCACACAAGGAAGCGAAAGUAGGGGAAUAGACGAUGAGCGGAGGAGAAUUGAAAGCCCAUUAAGGAGGACGGCGGAAGAGGUCUUGGGAAUGAGACGAUUUGCGGCAAGAAGUGAAAGUUUGAUGAGGAGUUCUAUUACUGCACAUGUGAUGGCAUCUUGUGAAAAUAAAGGCAAGGAUAUACCUGGUGGAUCUUAUGCUGGUGCAGUGCUUAAUUUUAAAAGUAACGAUAACAAGGAAAACAUACAGGAUUCACCUGAGUUAAAUCCUGAUUUGAAUGCUGGAACUUGGGAAACUCCCAGCAAAGUUAAAUCUUCUGGUCAUAGUAAGCAUAAUAAGCAAAUGUCUCUAAGUACAUUAGCUAAUAAACCUGAGCAUUUCACUGCUGUUAAUAAUGUCACUAAGCCCAAGAAUGUGACUUACAAGACAGAUAAAGAAGUGUCAAAGAUGGUGCAGCCAAACAAAGUUAAUGAAGUUAACUCUUCUCCGGAUUCUCAAGAAGAAUUAAAAGAAUGUGAUAAGGUUAAGUUUGUAGAUGCUCCAUUGCCGAAAGUCAACCCAUGGUCUGUAAAUCGCAAUGCUGCACUUGUUCUGAAAGGGAAACCAAGUGACCAGAAGGUUACGCAGAAUACCCAAAGUGAAAAGCGGAUAUUACAACCCCAGAAACAUGCAGGCAACAAUGUUGAAUCACCAUCCAAUUCUGUUCCUUUGAAAGAUAAAAAGAAGUUCAGUCGGAAGAAAAAACAUCCUCUUCCCCCUAGUUCAGAAAAAGAAAUGGCCGAUGAAGAAAAUAGUAAUCCUAAGGACGUUACAAUAAUGAAGGAAGAAUCAUCUUCAACUGAUAACAACAGCAAUCACAAUUGUUCUGAUAUUGAUCAAGAUUAUUCUAAUGGAACAGACAAAAAAAAGGUCAAGAAAAAAGUGGUUAACCGCCAUCAAAAAUGGAUACCAUUAGAUAUUGAUCUUUUAAAAAACAAAAACAAAGAAAAAUUUUCUAAGUCAAUAUACAAAGAUAGAAGUGAAGGUCGUGAUAAUUGUUACUUCGCUGGAAGGCCUAGAGAACUAGGUUCAGCUGUAAGAGGUAGGGGAAGACCUAUUGCUCGUGGCAGAAAUAGACCAAGAGGCGGUAUAAAAUCUAAAUUUGAUCCUGAAUAUUCUGAUUAUCCAACUGAUUACACCCAGGUUAGGACUAAGAAUCAACCUAAAAAAUGGCCUAUCCCUGAUACUGUUGGAGAACCAGUAUAUUUAUCAUCACAACAUCCAUUGGCAAUGCACCCAUUGGGACCUCCAGUUAUACCCAUACCAGCUGUUGUACCAUGUGCUAAUUUAAACAGGGUACCAAACUUUCCCCAACCAGUUGUUGCCCCUCCUCCUCUUCCAUUCAGUGUCCACGAAAACUUGAAUCCUGAAGUUCCAGAAUUUGUGCCAGUUGAUUCUGGAAAAGAAGAUGAACUGCAAACUGAAGUGGUGGAAAAAGAUGAUAAAAAAACCUUUGCAACCAAUGAGGAAACCGUAUGUGAUGUAAUAAAAGAACAACCUAGCCAGAAUGAAGUUGGUGUUAAAACAAAUGAAAAUGUUGAGACCAUUGUUGAAAGCAGUAAUUCUUGUAAAGUACCAAGUUCCUACGGAGAAGAAGACACCUGGAAGGAAGUCAAAAGAAAGCACAAACCUGUUGGCCCAAAACCUGAAAAGACGGAUUUCCCUAGUCAGAUGUCUUUUGAAAAAGAGGAAUUAGAUUUUCAAUUUGAUGAAGAACUUGACAAUGUUCCAGUUGGAAGAGUAAACACAUUCACUGAUUGGUCUGAUGAUGAAGGAGAUUAUGAAUUAAGUGAUAAUGAGCUCAACAAACUUCUAAUAGUUACUCAAACUUCACAACCUUCCCGAACAAUUAAACAUGAUGGACAUGAUAGGACUGGUGAUUGGACUACAAGAGUUAAAAUGACGCAAGAUUUAGAACAAGCCAUAAAUAUCGGUCUUCAAUAUUAUGAGGAAAGUUUAUGGUGCGAACAACAUGAUUGGGUACAUUCAGAUAGCUACAAAACUGUGAAACUGAUCACACAGGAAGACUACGAAAAAAUUGCUCCUAAAGCUCCUAGAAAAAUUUACCAAGAAAUGCCUCCUCCACCACCACCUUCAUUAAAUACAAAUGAAAAUGAAGUGAACAGAGACGAACAAAUGAUGGUAUUGGUUCAUGAUAUGUAA
Nezara viridula (southern green stink bug) is the source of this 2205-nucleotide messenger RNA. The record is from the annotation of a GenBank genome assembly. Lineage: Eukaryota; Metazoa; Arthropoda; Insecta; Hemiptera; Pentatomidae.